Messenger RNA from Harmonia axyridis, 1683 nucleotides. Its product is annotated as porphobilinogen deaminase. Bases 203 to 1615 code for a protein of 470 amino acids. NCBI's taxonomy places the organism in Eukaryota, Metazoa, Arthropoda, Insecta, Coleoptera, Coccinellidae. Gene Ontology annotation, biological process: heme biosynthetic process. Gene Ontology annotation, molecular function: hydroxymethylbilane synthase activity. The transcript has 5 exons. The record is from RefSeq and is a predicted model, not a curated record. Gene Ontology annotation, cellular component: cytoplasm.
GAUUUUUAAGGUUAUGUCAGCAUGUCAGGAAUAAUCUGAGGUCAAUUGAUUUCCAAAUUGAAUAUCAUGAAUUAGAAAGUACUGAAACGAAAGAAUGAAACGGCAGGAUGUUAUGUGACGACUGUAAUAACAUGCGGGGAUAGAGCUCAUUUCACUUGUACUUUCAUAGCAGUCGCAGUGAGGCGAUCUUCAUAUUUUCAAAAUGAGUGAAAAAAAAGUGAUUAAAGUCGGCUCACGAAAAAGCGAACUUGCUCUUAUCCAGACUCGAUAUGUAAUAUCUUUAUUAAAAGAGAAAUAUCCUGAAAAAGAAUUUGAGAUUGUAACUAUGAAUACACUUGGUGACAACGUCCUAGACAUUCCUCUUCCUAAAAUUGGUGAAAAAUCUCUUUUUACGAAAGAACUAGAGGCUUCUCUUAAAACAGGAUGUGUUGAUUUUGUUGUUCAUUCUUUGAAAGAUUUACCUACUACUCUUCCUGAAGGAAUGGUUAUAGGAGCAGUUUUAACCAGAGAAGAUCCAAGGGAUGCUCUGGUGCUUCAUGAAAAAUUCAAAGGUUGCACGUUAAAGACACUUCCCAAAGGAAGUAUUAUUGGUACUUCAAGUCUGAGAAGGUCUGCACAAUUGUCAAGAAAAUAUCCAAGUUUAAUUGUUGAAAAUAUAAGAGGAAACCUAAACACUAGAUUGAAAAAAUUGGAUAGUUUAAAUAAGUUUGAUGCUAUAAUUUUGGCAACCGCUGGUCUACAUAGGAUUGGAUGGCAUGAGAGAAUAUCAGCUAUAUUGGAGCCAGAUGAUAUUAUGUAUGCAGUAGGCCAAGGGGCUCUAGCUGUAGAAUGUAGAGAAAAUGACAAAGAAACUAUUGACCUACUUAGUCCUCUUUAUGAAUUGGAAACUGCCCUGAAAAUUCUAGCUGAAAGAAGCUUUCUAAAGACAUUAGGGGGUGGAUGUAGUGCACCAGUAGCUGUAACAUGUGAUUUAGAUUAUAUCAAAGAGAAAGAAAGAAAAGAAACAGAACUCACACUGAAAGGUGGUGUUUGGUCUUUAGAUGGUCAAAUAGAAAUUAUAGAUGGACUAUCUACUAAAUUAAUUUACAAAAACGGUUAUGACAAAUGCAAAAACUGUCCCUACAAUAAUAAUGGGGAUAAGCUCUCUAACGAAACUAAAAAUGGUGGUUGUUCAAAAAGAUGUUCCUCAACAAUAGAGAAUGAAGAUGUUCCUAAAAAAAGACAAAAGUUAGAGGAAUUGCCCAUUGAAUUACUGAAAGAAGAUCCACAUGAACACUGCCCAGUUGAAAUUCCAAUUGGAUCAGAUUUCAUGGGUAAAUGUCCUUUUCUCGAGAAAGGACCUAGCGAAGCAAAGAAGAUCUUGGAAAACUUAGACCUAAAACUUCCAGAACAAUGUCCAUUUAAAUCUAUAAGCAAUGAAGUUUCAACUAGUAAAAAUGAAAUAUCAUCUUCCAUAACAAAAGAAGAUAAAUAUUGCGGUUUGGUGCUCCACAAAAAGGCUGAUGUUAAAGAUUUUGAGGAAGCCGCUUUAUUGGGACAAAAAGUAGCUGAAAGGCUUAUCGUUAAAGGUGCAUCAGAGGUUAUGGCAAAAGCAAGAGCGACUAUACAUAUAUGAAAUUUGUUUUGUUUUAGUAUCAUAUUUAAUCUCUGUUGUUAUUGGAAUAAAGAUAUUUAUGGUUUGAA